Messenger RNA from Acanthopagrus latus (yellowfin seabream), 6053 nucleotides. It is a transcript of the gene lonrf2, whose product is annotated as LON peptidase N-terminal domain and ring finger 2. Bases 983 to 3325 code for a protein of 780 amino acids. Lineage: Eukaryota; Metazoa; Chordata; Actinopteri; Spariformes; Sparidae. The record is from RefSeq and is a predicted model, not a curated record. Gene Ontology annotation, molecular function: protein binding. The transcript has 12 exons.
UCCGCUCGCUACGGCGAACUGUUCAUGAAAUCCGGAGAAGCAACAACCUCUAGCUGCCGAGGCUAGCUGGCAAGCGACCAGGUUGGACUAUCCCACUGUCAGCUUUAUUUUUAUCAGGUUAUUCUCGUUUUAAAGAAGAGGACAUGACACCCGGAUUCGUCCAAAUGCAUGGGUUCUGGGACAUUGGGUUGAAAAGAGUUCGUUUGUGGACUCCGACGAGCGGCGAAGGAGCUAUCUGCAUUAGCUGUUAUUUAACCCGCUGUUAACGUUAGCUAACGUUAGCCCUGGGCUCGAAGUGCAUAAAAACAACGUCCGAUCAGUUGCGGUCCACUGGAGCAAAGACGGGCUCGUCGGUAUGUAGCUUAGACCUAUUCAAUUCAUUCUCAACUUCAAUGUACUGUCAACUCUAAAACCUUCAUUUGGCCUUUGUUGGGUUUGUACAGUAACGUUAUCUUAACGACGAGUCAGAAAAUUAAGCUUCUUACUUGCUAAGCACGGAGGACUUUAACCAGUGGCUCUCAGUUUAUAGAAACGUAGUGUAAAGCCAUAUCCGUGUUAUCUUCGAAGCGACAGUGUUUGUGAAGUUUCCUUUAUUGUCAGUUUGAGACAGCGUCAGUGCUGUGAAGCUUAGUAAGUCACACCGUUACCCUACCUCAGCCUGAGCCAGUGUUUACAAGGAAGCUGCGUCCCGUGGUGGCUUCAUUGGCGUAGAGGCCAUUGUUUACUGUUUGUGGAACUUAGACAGGACUAGUAAUAAUUCAUCAUAUGUUGAUGGCUUAUGAGGCUGAAUGAGUCCUUAACUACUUCCAAUGGCGAACAAUAAUAGACGGUCGUGGGUUUGGUUUGACAGCAAGACGUUAAAUGAUAGUUUAAGUUUGGGGUAUGAUUUCUGAUCAGCGUGGGGAGACAGGUCUGCGUUUGCCAGACUGUCCGUGAACCUCUUCGCUGUUCAAGUAUCUGACUUUCCCUUUGGAAGUCGAAGAUGGAGACGGGAGUACGGCCUCACCAGGGCGAGAUGUUCGUCCACCAGCUCUCCAACCCAGGGGCUGCGGGCAUCUGCCCUGAAAUGCUGGAGGUGGCAGAGGAGGCCAGCCGAGCUGGGGACUUUAACCUGGCCGUGGAGAUCUACAGCUCCCAGCUCGCUGACCUCCAGCAGCCGGACAGGGGCUUGUGUCUGAGGAAGGCUGACUCUCUGGCCCGCGCCGGGCGGAUAUCUGAGGCGCUGGACUCGUACUGCACGGCUGCCAGCCUGGGCAAACUGCGGACGGAGGAGCUCAGCCUCCUGGUGGAAACCAUCGCCCGGACUCUCCGUGAGAAGGAGCUGGGCCUCCCCGGGACGGUAAACGGACAUGGCAAAAGCAGUAACGGGGAAGACGGGGUUGAAAGUGACGGGGAGUGUGCAGAGGAUGAAGCACUGGACAUGUUUUCUUGUCGCCUGUGCAAGUGUCUGCUUCACGAGCCUACAACCGUGGAUUGUGGACACACUUUCUGCAAACGCUGCAUAGAGGACGACUGUGUCAAAGACUGUGUACAUUGCAAACAAAAGUUGAACAAAAAAGACGGACUGCCAAACGGCAGGAGAUUAAAUGUUGUACUCAGUGGCCUGCUGGACAAACUGUUUGCAACUGAGAGCAAAGCCAGGAAAAUCUGGAAAGAAGGAGAGGUCCUGUGGAAAAACCAGGAGCUGUCUGAGGCCUUGGAGAAGUACAACGAAGCAGUGGAUCUGGUGCCCUCUUCAGGCAGACUGCUGUGCCAGCGGGCUGAGUUGCACAUGGAGAUGAGGAACUUCAGUCAGGCAGUGCAGGACGCCGACAGCCUCUGUAGGAUAAAACCUCUCUGGGAAAAGGCUCACUGUUUGAAAGCCACGGCCCUGAGUGAAGCAGGUCAAAAUGAUGAGGCCUUGCAGGAAUACUUCAUGUGUAUAGCGCUAAAGCCUGACUGGACCAAAGUCAAACUGGAGGCUCAGAAGGUCCUUAGCGAGGUGUUCUCCUCUGUGUUUGAAAAUGAGGACAUGCCAACGCCGCUGCACCCACUGCAGGGGGGGCUGACCACCCGGCACAUCAAACCCCCCGCCUUGCUUAGGUCCCUGAGGCCACUCACACAGACCCAGAGACCCGGAUCCUCCUCACAGGACUCAGAGUUUAGUGUGAGUAAAAGUGCUCCAGCAGACGACUCGUCCUCCAGACUGUCUGGUCCAUGUCCUUGUAAAUCGGACUCCGCUGCUGUGAAGGACAGCGCUAACAGCCUGGCCAGUGUUCUAGCUACACUGCCAGCCCCCCCUGGUGGCCUCAAGAGGAAACACAGCGGAGACGGACCCUCAGCAGUCUUCAACCCUCCAUCCAAACAGCUCAGACCUGAUAAGCUGAGCAGCUUCCAGGCCACUACAUUGUGUGGAGGGAGGACAGUUCAUGCUGAUUUAUUGGACAGUGGAGACAUGGAGUGUUCUCUUUGCAUGAGAUUGUUCUAUGAGCCGGUGGCCACUCCCUGCGGUCACACCUUCUGCCUCAAAUGUCUGGAGCGCUGCCUGGACCACAACCCCAACUGUCCUCUGUGCAAGGAGAAUCUGUCUGAGUAUCUGGCCACCAGGGGCUACAACAAGACCCUGCUGAUGGAAGAAGUGCUGCAGCGUUACCUAGGAGAUGAGCUGGCAGAGAGGAAGAAAAUCCAUGAAGAGGAGAUGAAGGAGCUGUCAAACCUGAACCAGGAAGUGCCCAUCUUUGUGUGCACCAUGGCCUUCCCCACCAUCCCCUGCCCACUGCAUGUGUUCGAGCCACGCUACCGCCUCAUGAUCCGCCGCUCCAUGGAGACGGGCACCAAGCAGUUCGGCAUGUGCAUAGCCGAUGAUCUCAAAGGUUUUGCUGACUACGGCUGCAUGCUGCAGGUGCGAGACGUGAAGUUUUUUCCUGACGGUCGUUCAGUGGUUGACACCAUCGGUGUAUCGCGGUUUAAGGUCCUCAGUCACGGCCAGAGGGAUGGCUACAACACCGCCAAGAUAGAGUAUCUGGUAGAUAAGAAGGUGGAGGCAGAGGAGCUGGUGGAGCUUCUGAAGCUGCACGACUCCGUGUACGAGCAGGCCGACAGCUGGUUCACCUCCCUGAAAGACAACAUGAAGAGCCAGAUCCUCAGUCACUUCGGACACUUCCCCAGCAAAGACCCCGACCCACAGGCCAGUCCCUGUGGUCCCGCCUGGUGUUGGUGGCUGCUUGCUGUCCUUCCAUUGGAGAAUCGAGCUCAGCUCACCAUCCUGGCCAUGACCUCCCUCAAGGACCGCCUCAUUGCCAUCCGCAGAGUUCUCAUCUUCGUUACACGCAAGAGGCCGCGGUGACUGGCCGGCCACUCGGGGUACAGACUGGAACCUCUUGGGCUUCUAUGCAGUUCAGCGAUUCAUUUAUUCAUUUGUUUGGCCAUUCAUUUGUUCAUCUGGUCACUCAUAGACUGACUGAUUCAAUAACACAUGUUUGCUCAUUCAUUUACUUGCCCACUCUUGCAUCAGUUCAUUCUCUUAGAGGCUCAUGUAUGCCUUCACGCAUCAUGCAGCCUCUCUGAGCACCUGUCUGUUCUGUUGAGAGUGGCAGGUGGGUGGGAGGGCAGCCACGAAGGCUUUCCUUGUCCCCUCCCCCCAACCAACAGCCCUCUAUAAUCAAUUCAUCUUGGAUGAACUACAACACAUCUCUAAACGAGUGACCUCUAAACGAAUGACCUCUCACCUCUUGUUCUCUGUUGAGACGGAGGUAAAAGCAGACAGGCCAAGCUGUUUUACUUGGUUUAGGUCACUUCUGGGUAAUUUACCCAACUGUCUGUCAUGAAGGAACUACAAGCAGAAACAGAACUUGGCCUGCCACAGAGCCAUGUGACCCCGCACAUCCAUGACCGUGACAGUUUGUACAGGUUCAGUCAAAACACAAACUCACUCUCUGAAAUAUGAAGCUGAAACAGAAACGCGUGGUGGCAACACAAAGUGAAUGUACUGGUCUGGCUGUAGUAUGUGGAUGUUUUUGUUUUUACUCUCUACUACAUUUACAGAAUCCGUUUGGCGAGUUGCACAUGAGGUCAGAUUCCUGCAUGUGGCACGCGCAACAGCUGCUUUGCUCAAGUCUUACUGACUGAGCUGAAAUUCAUGUGCAAAAACCUGGAGCUUACAAUGCCUCACCCACUGGUGAGUGUGUACCUCAGCCGUCUGAUAGGAAGUCAUGGGCACUAUGUGAGUCCUUGCAUCAAGAUAGGAUUGUGAUUGUGCCCAUGCUAGUGCUAAAAAAUCCAGACAGUGUAUGAGAACAAAUCCACAUAACAUGCUCCACCUGUUUUGAUAAGAGAUUUAAGGGCGCACUCACAUUAGGCAAUCCUUACUGCGCCCAAGCACGUUUGACCCCCAAAAUCCAGUUUGUUUGACAAGUGUGAGCGCUCCGUACCGUGUGAGCACAGUACGGAGCGCUUUCUUGGCCCUGGCAUGGUUGGAAGAAGGUGUGUUCCACCAGCACAGAAUGAAGGCUCAUGCACGAGCACAGCUGCUCAACGUGGACAUGAAGUAUAAUCAUACGUAUUACACCACCUCACAUGAUGAAGAAAUCCAGGAAUGUGAGUGGGCCAUCUAUGACCAAAACUAUACAAAUAAGCCACAAAAAAGUCAGUAAAGUCAGUCAUGUUCUCUGUGUUUCUUUCCAUUGUGCUGCGACAGCACUACAAUAUGGUGACGUAUGUACAAGAAGUAACCGCGACCAGAGCAAUGCAGCACAGCGGGGGACUGGGGAGGAGGGUCAGUCAUGCUUUGGCAAGGCAACUGGGCCAAGUGUGAGUGCACCCUAAGUAAGAUUUAAUUGUCAGGCUAAGUUUUAGUUGCAUAUAGGAAAUUGCAGAUACAAAUGCAUCCUCCCAGAUACAGUCAAUCUGGAACAUUGUGUCCUGUUGUAGCAUAUCUCUGGGACUUCAAAAUACAGACUUAGUUUUAGGGGUUGAUUGCGUAAUUUCUUGUUUUUUGUUUCUCUCUCUGCUAUGCCCUCAAGUGUAUGUGUAUGGUGAAAUCUUAAGUUGGGUGAUUUAUAUGUAUAUCAAUGUAACUCGGAGGCCUUUGUAUUGAUUUAUUUAAGGACGUUUCACCUCUCUAUCUCUCUCUUUCUAUCUCCGUUGCAUUUUCUCUCAGUACAUUUACAUGCACACUAAUGCAAUUACAAUGCUUCAGGUGGCCCAUUGGAGUUUUGUAAAAGAUGAAUAUACAUCUAGUCAAUAUUCUCAAUAAAACACAUUGUAUGUAUACGUGUGGCCUGACAAACGUGUUGAGAAAGGUUCCAUCCUCAUAAAGCAUAUGCCAACUGAUUUCUGUCUUCCCCGUCUUUACUGGCAUAAUGCCACAUCUCUUGGCACGACGCAUCACCAACAGUUGAUUACUUUGAAAGCUUUAAACAGAGAUGUGCUGUCUCAUAUAGCUACUAGUGGUCAAAAACUUUACAAGGUAUUCAAAAAAUUGGUUAAAUGCUGCACAAUAAUAACCCAGACUUUCGUGGUUCCUUGUAUUGGGGUGUGUGUAGAGUUUUUGACCACUGGUUCUUUCUGACUUUUUCAAACUGUUCCACCGAUACACAGCCAGUAGAGGCAACAUGUUAAAAGAACGAAAGAAACAUGUAGUGAAGCAGAAGAUGAUGGCUAGCUGAUCAACUCUGCGAAUGCUGUUAUGAGGGUUCAGUUUGAUAUGCUGAGAAACACUGAGUGGAAAUUCACACUAACUUUUAACAUUGUACAGUGAUGGGAAGGAUGAGCAGUGGAGGAAGUGUUGAUCUCUCGAAGUCUUCAAAUCAAGUUUUUGAGAGCUACAGUCUGAAGAGCAAAGAGCAGUCUCAGUUUUAGUCUUGGUAAAGUUGUUGCUGUAAUUGCAUUCUUGGCAUGCAUGUUAAUGCACCAUUUCUCUGUAUAAUUCUGUCCUUCCAAAUGUGUGUGACUCCACUGCAGUUUCUUGCUCUCUGUAAGGGGGAGGGGUUUACAACAUGCUGCAAUUCCCUGGUAUAUUUGUAAAGGGAGUUCUUGUACCUAUUUUUUAUUUCAAAUAAAGAAAAACACAUUCA